Messenger RNA from Exophiala viscosa, 767 nucleotides. RefSeq lists its product as uncharacterized. Lineage: Eukaryota; Fungi; Ascomycota; Eurotiomycetes; Chaetothyriales; Herpotrichiellaceae. The transcript has 3 exons. Bases 320 to 670 code for a protein of 116 amino acids. The record is from RefSeq and is a predicted model, not a curated record.
CGUGUUAUGCAUAUGCUGAUGGGUGGGCGAAAAGAAUGUGGCACCCUGUUGUGAUCCCCACACGCGGGUAUUGUAUUGUCCACCGGCACCAUGUCCGGCUUUUGGUCGGCUGAAUUGCUUGACUUCGCCGAACUGCAAAAUCGAGAAAUCGCAUCAGCCAGUAUUCUUUUCUGAAAAUAAGAAGCCUUGAAGAAAAUAGCAAAGAGUCAACUCUUGGCGAAAGAGCAAGAUCAACGGACUCAUCAUACCCGUGGUCAAAGAUCAUCCAUCACAAUCUUCCCAGAACUGCCAGAUCUCAGAGUUUACUAAAAGCAUCGCCAUGUCUCCCAAAGGCCCGUACAAGCUGGUUACGGUCAAUACCGCUCCUGAACGAGCGAAGAAGCUCAUUGGUCGUAUGGUCGAAGCUCUGAAAGAUCAAUAUACGAUACAGCAUAUGGCAAACUGCGAGACAAUCGAUCAAGUCGAACCAACAGUGAAGGAGAUCAAGCCGGAUGUCCUCUUUUGCGCCUCAAUGUGGACGCCCGAAGAGAGCGCACAGAUUCAACAGACCGCCAAAGACAUUGUUCCCGGGAUCAAGACGCACGCCAUCCCACAGGGUCUGCAGGUUCAGAAGGGUCCAGAUGCCGUUGUUGAGUAUCUGGUAGAGGAGGUUCCGAAGCUCCUGGGCUAAUUACAAACUCAAAGCGAGACGCGGAAUUGAGAUCUUGGGCUAUAAGGAGGCGGAAGACACGUAUCAAUUCUUGUCACGAGCUUUGCUCCUGAGAGUC